This is a messenger RNA of Arxiozyma heterogenica, 1035 nucleotides long. It is a transcript of the gene KRR1, whose product is annotated as ribosome biosynthesis protein KRR1. The record is from RefSeq and is a predicted model, not a curated record. Bases 1 to 1035 code for a protein of 344 amino acids. The transcript has a single exon. Gene Ontology annotation, cellular component: nucleolus; small-subunit processome. NCBI's taxonomy places the organism in Eukaryota, Fungi, Ascomycota, Saccharomycetes, Saccharomycetales, Saccharomycetaceae. Gene Ontology annotation, molecular function: RNA binding.
AUGGUUUCCACUUAUAAUAAGGAUAAGCCUUGGGAUACACCAGAUAUAGAUAAAUGGAAAAUUGAGGAAUUCAAACCAGAAGAUAAUGCAUCUGGUUUACCAUUUGCUGAAGAAUCCAGUUUCAUGACUCUAUUUCCAAAAUACAGAGAAAGCUAUUUGAAAUCAGUUUGGAGCGAUGUUACAAAAGCACUCGAUUCUCAUUACAUAACAUGUAUAUUAGAUUUGGUGGAAGGUUCCAUGACUGUUAAAACUACAAGAAAGACUUAUGACCCUGCUAUCAUCUUGAAAGCCCGUGACUUGAUCAAACUUUUGGCUCGUUCUGUUCCAUUUCCACAAGCUGUUAAGAUACUUCAAGAUGAUGUGGCUUGUGAUGUCAUAAAGAUCGGUAAUUUUGUCACCAAUAAGGAAAGAUUUGUUAAGAGAAGACAACGUCUUGUUGGUCCAAAUGGUAACACACUUAAAGCUUUAGAAUUAUUAACCAAGUGCUAUAUUUUAGUUCAAGGUAAUACUGUGAGUGCAAUGGGUCCAUAUAAAGGUUUAAAGGAAGUCCGUCGUGUGGUUGAAGACUGUAUGAAAAAUAUCCAUCCAAUCUAUCAUAUUAAAGAAUUGAUGAUUAAAAGAGAGCUAUCUAAAAAACCCGAACUGGCUAAUGAGGACUGGUCCAGGUUCUUGCCAAUGUUCAAGAAAAGAAAUGUUGCACGUAAGAAACCAAAGAAGAUAAAGACUGAAAAGAAGGUCUACACUCCAUUCCCACCUGCUCAAUUACCGAGAAAGGUCGAUUUGGAAAUUGAAAGUGGUGAAUAUUUCUUAAGCAAAAGAGAAAAGGAGAUGAAGAAAUUGGAAGAACGUAAAGAAAGACAAGCUGAAAAGCAAAUCGAAAAAGAGAAAGACAGAGCAAAAGAUUUUGUGGCUCCAAAGGAAAAAGAUUACACUGGAUCUUUAACAAAAUCUAAAAAGAAUAAGAAAAGAAAUGCAGAUGCAGAAGAAGACUCGAAAGAUGAAAAGAAAAGCUCAAAGAAACAUAAAAAAAUAUGA